AAGGUAAACCGGAAGAGGAAAACGCAGGGAUUAUAGCGUGUACUCAGCAUCCUUGGUGCACCGAGCAUCCUAAAAAUAAACUCUUCGUGAAAUCUGCCUUGAUUAUUCUUUUUUUGGGGGAUAAAACACAUUUUAUUACCGAGGACUGAUUUAUUGUUUCCGUUGAGGAGGGGCUGUUGUUGUUGCGGACUGUCGCUGCAGCAGGACACCCACCGUCUGUGGAAGUGGGACAGCGGAACAGAUGGCGUAUCCAAGCCGGUCCGCAGGGCUUUGUCCAGCACAAGAGACAAGGUGCCAUCAUUAACAUAGUUCGCUUUUACAGUUUGUUUUAUUUUUGUGCGACUCUCUCCUCCAUCAUACACAAUCAGCCAUGUUGGAGUAACUGGAUGCAACUGGAGGACCGAAACGCGUCCGUGUACCGCCUGAGCCGAGACCAACCCCCCGCCGACUUAAUCCCCUUUAAGUCCGUCUGGGUGAACAAUGGUCGACAACCGCUACGCCACUGCUCUGGUCAUCGCCUGCGUGCUGAGCAUCCUGGCCACCGUGUAUCUGUCGGUGGCCAUCGGCACGCAGCACUGGUACCAGUACAGCAGCCCCACCGUGCGCGGCGAGGCCAACGUGUCCGAGCUGCGCUCCCUCUACGACGAGUUCAUGACCGGGGAGUUCGACGAGAAGACCUACAGCGACACGCUGUUCCGCCUCAACGGGACCGUGGGGCUGUGGUGGCGGUGCGUGCUCGUCCCACCCUCUGCCCACUGGAACAGGGAGCCAGAUGCAAAGAUCUUGCUGGAGUGUCGAAACUUCACUCUGCCGGAGCAGUUCACCCCUAAAUACAAAGAGCCAGGGAACCACAACAGUGGAGAGGACAUGCUCCGCACCUAUUUGUGGAGAUGCCAAUUUCUGCUCCCACUGGCGUCUCUCGGUCUGGUUGUGCUGGCGGGCCUGAUUGGGUUUUGCGCCUGCCUUUGCAGAAGUCUCACUCCCACAUUGGGCAUCGGAGUUCUUCAUCUCUUGGCUGGCCUGUGCACCCUGGCCACAGUGUGCUGCUACCUGGCUGGGAUGGACCUGCUCCACAGGGUGUCGAUGCUUCCUGACAAGGUGGACGGCUCCCUGGGUUGGUCCCUGUACCUGGCCCUCAUCUCCUCGCCCCUGCACAUGAUGGCUGCCGCGCUGCUGGUGUGGGCGGCGCGCAGUCACAGUCAGAACUACUACCGCAUGACUGCCUACCGGGUGGCGUGAAUAUGUGGUUUCUAUCCCAUCUUAUGUUUUAAAGUCUAGAGUAAAAACCCUAAGGUAUGCUGCAUUCAUUUCAUUUUUAUUUUUUUUCUCUAGGGCUGCUGAUGUGAAAAGAUAAGUGGAGUGUAGCACAAUGUCCAGGUCAGAAACACUGAAAAUUAGCUGAUUUUUAAUUUUUUUAAAAAUUUAGAUCCUGCCUGGAUCUCUGGUUAAGCUUUAAUAUAAUUUACUUAUACAAGAGUAAAAACAAGGUUUCCUCAAUGCUUUUAAAAGUGACACCUUUUCUUUUAUGUCUUCUGAAAACAAUAACACAAACUCCACAAGUGUAGUUCACUGGGUUGUUACAGUCAGCUAAAGCAAAGCAAGGUGGAGGUUUGUUAUCCUGUGGUGUGGCUUUGUGUGUCAUUGGCACUGCAUCACUUAAUCUGCUGAAAAAAUAAUGACGAUUAAAAACAUGUUAGACCCAACUGCACCAACCAGUGUCAUGCGAAGCAAUGCCCUGGGAGGACGUUUCUGAGCCAAACGCUCCCCAAACAAAGGCACGAAAUGAAAAGGUUUUUUUAAAGUUGACAUUUGAACAGUCCUGACCUAAAUAUGCAUAGAAUCUCUUAUUAAACGAUCCAUGUCACCACAAGAGAUAAAAAAAACACAUCCUCAUAGUGGAAGAGUGCCAAAAAUCAGGACACGGAUGCCGGGUGUUUUUGGCAGGUUGCUCUUGUUGAGGACGUUUAUGAAGUUAGACAGCAGCGCCCUGACUUCAGUCUUGCGCUGCAGAAUUGGAUUAUUUCGGUUGUUGCUUUUGAUCUUCAAAUCGAUUUAUUUAUAUUGCACCAAUUUACAACAAUUAUCAUCUGAAAGCCCUUUACAAAACAUGCAGAUCUAACUUUUAUGCAAAAAUUCUAGUUAUAAUGGAUUGCAAUCGGGUUCGGUUUAUAACGCCAAUUGGCAAAAUGUUAAGAAAUCAUAAUUGAUUGCUUCAAGUCACUGACCUUGCAGCAAUCCCUCAUAUUGAGCAAGAAUCUUGCUGAAGUGGAAAAGAACAGACAGCCCCAACCACUAGCAGUAGCAAAGGAAAGCCAUUAUGUGGCUUAAAUUACAAAGUGAAAAUUCAUCUGCCUGUUUUAGUUUGACGCAUUCAUUUGAUUGAGAUACAGAGGAUUCAACCUUCAUGCGGCCUCUUUCAAGUAAGUUUGGUUCUUAAGUAUUUUGUAAGACAGCUGCUUCCUUCCUUGUGAUUUUUUCACGCUGUUGAGUGAGCAGUGCAUGCACACCGCACGCCUCUGACGAUCCUCAUCUGAUAAGCAGCUGAGCAGAAUGCUGCCUGUUCACUUCUCAGAGCCAAGUGGUGUUAACGAUUUCAGGAAAAAAAAACCACAGACGUCACUUUAGACCCAGUUAUCAAUCUAAGCAAGUGUGCUUUAAAUUGUUUUGAGCUUUUUUUUUUUUUUUUAUUUGUAUAAAUAUUGUACAUAUCAAACAGAAUAAGGAAGGAACAGUUUUGGUCAGAAGUCUACGUACAGUACACUCCUUGGCAUGAAUGUCAUUUUGGGAUUUACCGAUUAAUUUAACAGUUUUUCUUGUUACCAGGUCGGAAUGAUUAUACAACAAAGAAUGUCAAUAAGUAAAAACAAGAAUUGGAAGCUCAGGUUUUAAAUUGUUGUGAAUCUUUCUCUAAUCCACCCAUGG
Molecule: messenger RNA, 2922 nt
Organism: Xiphophorus hellerii (green swordtail)
Lineage: Eukaryota; Metazoa; Chordata; Actinopteri; Cyprinodontiformes; Poeciliidae
Product: claudin domain-containing protein 1-like
Exons: 4
Coding region: 481-1239 (252 amino acids)
Cellular component (GO): membrane
Source: RefSeq, a predicted model, not a curated record